Molecule: messenger RNA, 191 nt
Organism: Meloidogyne enterolobii
Lineage: Eukaryota; Metazoa; Nematoda; Chromadorea; Rhabditida; Meloidogynidae
Source: the annotation of a GenBank genome assembly
AUGAAAAAGAGAAGCCAAAAGAGAAGAGAAACCAAAAGAUACGCCUGUGCUAAGUGCUAUAGGAUUGGGAAAGAAAGAAGAGAAAAAAGAAGUUUUGAGAGAACUUUCUCCAUACAAGGAAGAAGAACCAUUACCAUCACCUCCUAAGAAGGAAAGAAAAGAGGAUAAUUCUACCAAGGAUAAUAGCACAC